UAUUUGACAUGAGCUUGAGUAUCUCGAGUUUCUGCUAGAUAGAAUCAUUCUUUGAGUAGCUAUUCCCAAAUCACCUACAAUACGCCAUAAUAUGGAAUCUUGAUAAUCCACAAUAUAUCAUCAGUAAUUGAAUUCAUUUAUCCAGCCCUGGCGCCGCUUCUACAUAAGUAUUAGGCGCCAACUCAAUGACGCUAUCAGUAAUCUUCAAUCACUCAAUAGCGGUCACGGGAAGCUUCGCUAUCCCUUUCACAGCGUACUUCUCCUUCCGAACUAUGCGAGUCGUCCAACGACGUCUCGGAGAUAAGCAUUACCUAGACGAGAACUGGUCCAAGGCGGUCGACCCGUCGUCCUUCAAGACGAAUGGCGUCGCGCAGUCACCAGAACUUUGUGUAAAACGUGCCGCUAGCUUUCUUCCUCGCUGCGGUGGUAGAGCUCAACGGCGGAAGCCGCAAAGUCUACACAGGCGCAUUGAGCAAGCUCCUCACAAUCAGGGUCUUGCACACUGAAUUCGAGAUCCAUCGCCCUGAAGGCACGGAGUUUGGGGCAUCCAAUUGGAUAUUUCGGUACGAUUAGGACCAUGGUUGGCUUGGCUGGAUACGCCGCGUAUCUCGUAGAACAAUUCUGGGGUUUACAGGCGGAAUAAUCACCUACGCAAACAACGUAUCUUUGUUACGGAAAUGAACAAUGAUCUUUGGAAAUGGAAUGUGGAUAGUCGAG
This is a messenger RNA of Pseudomassariella vexata, 717 nucleotides long. RefSeq lists its product as uncharacterized. The transcript has a single exon. Lineage: Eukaryota; Fungi; Ascomycota; Sordariomycetes; Amphisphaeriales; Pseudomassariaceae. The record is from RefSeq and is a predicted model, not a curated record. Bases 186 to 506 code for a protein of 106 amino acids.